Messenger RNA from Chaetomium fimeti, 2449 nucleotides. Its product is annotated as Prefoldin subunit-domain-containing protein. The transcript has a single exon. The coding region runs from base 332 to 2146 and encodes 604 amino acids. NCBI's taxonomy places the organism in Eukaryota, Fungi, Ascomycota, Sordariomycetes, Sordariales, Chaetomiaceae. The record is from RefSeq and is a predicted model, not a curated record. Gene Ontology annotation, molecular function: transcription corepressor activity; phosphatase inhibitor activity; chromatin binding. Gene Ontology annotation, biological process: negative regulation of transcription by RNA polymerase II; negative regulation of phosphatase activity.
GGCCAGCUUGGUUUCUACAACGGGGAAGGGAAGGGCAUUCAUUGCAUAGCGAGGCGAGCGCGGGGAAUUUCUUGAACUGUAAUAUCAUACAUAACAUAACGUUUAACGUUAAUCUUAUGGGCUAGAAAUAAUCUCAUGAAACUUUUGAGCAUUGGAUGGGAUGCAAGUAACUGACUUCGGAAUUACCAUGGACCAACAGCCCGCCCACUUUCGCACUGUCCUCGUUACGUAAGAAAAUCCUCGAACAUUUGACACAGGCCUUCGGCCUAACAGGUUCUUACCCAAAUUUCUUUCGCUUUCUUUCUUUCAGCAAUAUCUCGUUCCAACCACCAUGGCCCAACCAAACGACCACCUCUCCGACCUCGACCGUCAUGUGCAGCUGCUCGAGGACAAAGUCAACCAGCUGCGCGCGUCCCUGACGCUCUGGCAGCAAUGGUACCUCGAUUACUCGGCGCUCAAGGAAGAGGUCGAGCAGCUGCCCAGCGACACGCCUCCCCACGAGCAGCUCCGUCGCAUCCGCCGUGACUUUAACAGUCAGCUGCUGACGAAAAAGGAGAUCAACGAGAUCAUGGGAAAGCAUGACCUUAGGGCACCCGAGCAGAUCGUCAAUGUGCUGUCGCGGCGCCUGGACUAUGUCGAACAAAACAUCAACACCUUAUCGAAGUCGCUCGAAACCGAGGAGAACAGGCUUGCCGCGGCCGCCGUUGUUGCGCAUCCCAGUGCCGGCACCGACGAGGAGAGUGGCUUGCCCUUCACCGACAUCAUCGAGGAGCUGGACGAGGACGACAACGUGGUCAACUUCCGGCUGCAGGGCGGUGCGGAUGCCGAGCCCAAGAUCGUCGAGGCGUUGAAGAAGGCGGGGAUUCAAGAGAAGGAUCUUGCUGAGACCGAGGCCGCCCUGUCCAAGUCUCUGGGGGCGUUGGACAUUGGUUCAAAAGAGGACGGGGCGAAAAAGGGAGAAGCUGCCGCUGGCCCUGCAGCAACUGCGACCACCACCCCGCAAGGCCCUCCCCGUGAUGAGCCUGUCGCUCGCAAGAAGUCUGUCUCUUUUGCGGAGGACACCAAGACUGGUGAUGAGGCUGUUGAUCCCGUCCAGUUAAAAGCGGCUCAAAAUCUCGAACGGCUCAUGCAAAAGGCCAGAGAGCAGGAAGCGGUGGACUUGUCGUCGGCGGUUAUCCCGGAUAAUGAGUCGGCAGAGGAGAGCCAACUGCGCCGUGAGAUGCUCGAGUAUGGCAUGUCGGAGAUUGGACCGGUCGUGGCCGAGCUCCAGUUGGAAGAAGACUAUUCCGGCGACGAGGACGACAUGGACUGGAUAGGCAGCGACGAUGAGUUCGAAGAGGAGGAAGAGACAGACGACGAUGCCGAGGAUGACCUUGGGCGGUCCAAGCGGAAAGUCGUCACUUCGGACUACAUGAAGCGCAUGCAGGAGCUCGAGAAGCGUCUCGGCAGCCAGUCUGCCUUUACAGUCGGCGGAUCAGGAACGGAACCCAAGAAGCUGGACGAAGGCAUAGGGCGGAUAGCGGUGGUUAGCGAGUCGGCUCCAUCAACUGCACCCGCACCCGUACCCACGCCAGGCGUAUCGAAGGGGAAGAAGAGCGUCAGCUUCGCGCCCACGUUGGAUAUUGCUCCCGACACAACGUCCCAGCCAGUGCCGGGCGCCGGAUCCAACGAGCGCAAAAUCGCACAUGUUGGCGAUAUCGUAGAGAAGGUAGCGCAAGAGGAGACACUCAAGGACCCGGAGGAACCGCCGAAGCGAGUCUCGAGGUUCAAGAAGGAGCGGCCUACCGACACGGCUUCCUCACACCCGCCCGUCGCUAAGCUUCCUCCUGGCCCGCACCAACUUCCCAAAACCUUUGGCGGGGGCAGCCUUGACCGCCCAGCUGAUCCCGCCCCACCAGAAGAGACACUAGCCACUACGGUUGCUGAGCGGACUACCGUAGCAACCCCGACAGAACCGGACGACUUGGACGAUGCUGUUCUGUACAAAGCCGCUGCGCUUGAGUACAGCCGUUUGCGGAACGAGCUGAUCCGAAACCAGGGCGGCAACGUCGACGAUGAGUCGGGUCUCGUCCCUCUCGACGAGGAACUGGGCGGACCCAAGCGGCAGAGCAAGUUCAAAUCCGCCCGCUUGACCAAGCUGCAAUAGCCUGAGAAGCCAAUGGCUGUUUGGUGGUCGAUUUAAAUCGAGCUAUAUCACCGUUCCAGUCUCUGUACCAUCUCGUGUCGAACCAUCAACCACUUAGGUUUUCUUCUGUUUCAUCCCUAUCAACCAACACUUUCGCACCUGUUGUGCCAGCAUAACAGGGCUCCAAAUACCACCAAGUUGGUGACUAACACCGGAACGCUCGAUUGUCUGACAAUUGGUGGUCUGCAGCUCUCCAUCUGCAUUCACACUACUGGCGAUUCCAAGAUCGAAACUGAUGGGCUCUCUGACGCCUCGACCGUUGGC